This is a messenger RNA of Lepus europaeus (European hare), 8067 nucleotides long. RefSeq names its product clock circadian regulator (gene CLOCK). Gene Ontology annotation, molecular function: E-box binding; DNA-binding transcription factor activity, RNA polymerase II-specific; protein dimerization activity. The transcript has 24 exons. Lineage: Eukaryota; Metazoa; Chordata; Mammalia; Lagomorpha; Leporidae. The record is from RefSeq and is a predicted model, not a curated record. Gene Ontology annotation, biological process: circadian regulation of gene expression; regulation of transcription by RNA polymerase II. Bases 534 to 3086 code for a protein of 850 amino acids. Gene Ontology annotation, cellular component: nucleus; cytoplasm; CLOCK-BMAL transcription complex.
GUUCAGAGUAUUACCCAAGACUCCUGUGCUAGGUGCCUAGAAAGAUGCAGUACAGUUGACCCUGCUGCCCUCAGUGGUUUGAAAUCCAGUCUGCUUAAACUGUAAAGCUGCUGAAAUGCAGAAGCUGGUUCUGUCCCAUUAUAAGAUACCUUUGGAAAACUCCGCAGUUCUUUUAGACGGGUCUUUAGAGCUUUGUGAGUUUCACUAGGUACCUGCAGUCUUCACUUUGAACUAAGAGUGUAACAUACAUAUCGUAAAGUGCAUGAGUCCUGAGCGUCAUUUCGAUGAAUUUUAUGAAGUCUACAGCUGUCUAACCAAUAUCAGGAACAAGGAUUGCAUGUUUUCAUCAACGCAGGACCCUCCUUCACGCGCCUGACGGUUACUACACACUCCCACAGAAACCUGAGACUGAUUGUCAGUCACAUAGAGGAAUACCUUGAAUCUGUAGUUUUCUGAAGAAUCAAUUCAAGAUAUCCAAAAAGUACAAAAGGAGAAACACAAAUGUCUACCACAAGACGGAAACGUAGUGUGUUAUGUUGUUUACCGUAAGCUGCAGUAAGAUGAGCUCAAGCGUUGACAGAGAUGACAGUAGUAUUUUUGAUGGGUUGGUGGAAGAAGAUGACAAGGACAAAGCAAAAAGAGUAUCUAGAAACAAAUCCGAAAAGAAACGUAGAGAUCAGUUUAAUGUUCUCAUUAAAGAACUGGGAUCCAUGCUUCCUGGUAACGCUAGAAAGAUGGAUAAAUCCACUGUUCUGCAGAAGAGUAUUGAUUUUUUACGAAAACAUAAAGAAAUCACUGCACAGUCAGAUGCUAGUGAAAUCCGACAGGACUGGAAACCUACAUUCCUUAGUAAUGAAGAGUUUACACAAUUAAUGUUAGAGGCUCUUGAUGGUUUUUUUUUAGCAAUCAUGACAGAUGGAAGCAUAAUAUAUGUGUCUGAGAGUGUAACUUCAUUACUUGAGCAUUUACCAUCUGAUCUUGUGGAUCAAAGUAUAUUUAAUUUUAUCCCAGAGGGGGAACAUUCAGAGGUUUAUAAAAUACUCUCUACCCAUCUGCUGGAAAGUGACUCAUUAACUCCUGAGUACUUAAAAUCAAAAAAUCAGUUAGAAUUCUGUUGUCAUAUGCUUCGAGGAACAAUAGACCCAAAAGAACCAUCUACCUAUGAGUAUGUGAGAUUCAUAGGAAAUUUCAAAUCUUUAAAUAGUGUAUCCACUUCAGCACACAAUGGCUUUGAAGGAACUAUACAGCGCACACAUAGGCCUUCCUAUGAAGAUAGAAUUUGUUUUGUAGCUACUGUGAGAUUGGUUACACCGCAGUUCAUCAAGGAAAUGUGUACUGUUGAAGAACCCAAUGAAGAAUUUACAUCUAGGCAUAGUUUAGAAUGGAAGUUUCUGUUUCUGGAUCACAGGGCACCACCCAUAAUAGGAUAUUUGCCAUUUGAAGUUUUGGGAACAUCAGGCUAUGAUUACUAUCAUGUGGAUGACCUAGAAAACUUGGCAAAAUGUCAUGAGCACUUAAUGCAGUAUGGAAAAGGCAAAUCAUGUUACUACAGGUUCCUGACCAAAGGGCAGCAGUGGAUCUGGCUUCAGACCCAUUAUUAUAUCACCUACCACCAGUGGAAUUCAAGGCCGGAGUUUAUUGUUUGUACGCACACUGUAGUAAGUUAUGCAGAAGUUAGGGCUGAAAGACGACGAGAACUUGGCAUUGAAGAAUCUCUCCCGGAGACAGCUGCUGACAAAAGCCAAGACUCUGGUUCUGACAAUCGGAUAAACACAGUCAGCCUCAAAGAAGCACUGGAAAGGUUUGAUCACAGCCCAACCCCUUCUGCUUCCUCCCGGAGUUCCAGAAAAUCAUCUCACACGGCGGUCUCAGACCCUUCCUCAACCCCAACAAAGAUGCCAGCAGAUGCCAGCACUCCUCCCCGGCAGCGCUUGCCCGUCCACGAGAAGACGGCGCAGAGGAGGCCGUCGUUCGGCAGCCAGUCCAUAAAUUCUCAGUCUGUUGGUGCGUCAUUGACACAGCCAGUGAUGUCUCAGCCUGCAAAUUUGCCAAUCCCACAAGGCAUGUCCCAGUUUCAGUUUUCGGCUCAAUUAGGAGCCAUGCAGCAUCUGAAAGACCAGUUGGAGCAAAGGACACGGAUAAUAGAAGCAAAUAUUCACCGGCAACAAGAAGAACUAAGGAAAAUCCAAGAACAGCUUCAGAUGGUCCAUGGCCAAGGGCUGCAGAUGUUUUUGCAACAGUCAAACCCUGGAUUGAAUUUUGGUUCUGUUCAGCUUUCUUCUGGAAAUUCAUCGAACAUCCAGCAAUUGGCCCCUGUGAAUAUGCAAGGCCAGGUUGUUUCUGCUAACCAGAUUCAGAGUGGAAUGAAUCCUGGACACAUAGGCACAACUCAGCACUUGAUACAGCAGCAGACUUUGCAAAGUACAUCAGUGCAGAGUCAAGCCAGUGUCCUGAGUGGGCACAGUCAGCAAACCUCGCUUCCCAGCCAGACGCAGGGUGCGCUGCCAGCCCCGCUCUACAACACCAUGGUGAUCUCCCAGCCUGCGGCCAGCGGCAUGGUCCCGAUCCCGUCGAGUGUGCCGCAGAGCAGCGCCCAGAGUGCCACGGUCACCACCUUCACUCAGGACAGGCAGAUAAGAUUUUCCCAAGGUCAACAACUUGUGACCAAAUUAGUGACGGCCCCGGUGGCGUGCGGGGCGGUGAUGGUGCCCAGCACCAUGCUCAUGGGGCAGGUGGUGACUGCCUAUCCUACUUUCACCGCACAGCAGCCCCAGCCCCAGCCCCCGCCCCAGCCCCCGGCGCUGUCAGUGCCGCCGCCGCCGCCGGGCUCCCAGGAACCGCAGCUCACUCCAGGUCAGCAACCAUCUCAGGCGCAGCUGACACAGCCGCCGCAGCCGUUUUUACAGACUUCCAGGCUGCUGCACGGGAGCCCUUCCGCCCAGCUCAUCCUCUCUGCCGCCUUCCCGCUGCAAGCGAGCGCUUUCCCGCCGUCGCAUCACCAGCAGCACCAGCCGCAGCCGCAGCCGCAGCCGGGGCGGCACAGGACCGACAGCCUGAGCGAUCCCUCCAAGGUGCAGCCGCAGUAGCACACGGCUUCCUCCGACGAGGCGGGAAGGGGCGCGGCCCACAGAGCUGCCCCGGGUGACCGGAGGGUAGCGGUUCCCCGGAUGCAGUACUGAGUGUUGUAGCUCCUGGGUUAGUCAGCAGGGGGUGCUGCCUGAUGCUCCAGACACGGCGGGAGAGGCCCGUGGGGACACAGCCGGUUCUGACCGGGCUUCAGUCGCCCAGAUACUUUGCGAUGGCAAAAGAGUGUAUUGCCAAAUGUUAGAAGGUCAUCGAGGAAGUGACCUCCAGUGAAUCAGAAGGGCACUCAAAGCGCCACUAACUUGGUGGCUCUGUGCCUGUCAGCCGGGGUCACGGAGUCGCUCGCGACGGAGUGUGGAGAUGUCCAGUGGGUGCCGUAGCCGCCAGCCCUUCGCCCCUCGGAUGACGAUGGCGCAGAAGCGCUCUUGGAGUGGUGUGGGUUCAGAUUCUCCGUGCGGAUGGUGUACAGUGGUGUGUGCGUGGGUAACAGAGAGCGAGGACGUUCUGUGUGCUGCCCGGAAGCCCUGUGUCCUCCCUCCAGCCGGGAGUCCCUGUCCUGCGGCCUCCGCCGCUGUUUCCGUUGUUCACCACAGUAGUGUCCCCCUCACCUUCCGGGCACGAGUCUGUCUGUUCCUCGUGUGGUUGUGACGUCAUGGUUUGUUCAGUGAGGUAUGAUGUGCUGCUGGGAGUGGGUAUUUUUUUUCAGGUUAAAUUAUUGAUACGACAGAAUUUCCAAGUUAUUCAGAAAUAUCCCUCAUUUCAUUAUUUUUGAUUAUGUUUGAAAAUAGGAUUUGCACUGCUUUAUUUUAGAUGGUUGGGAGUUUUGAUCACAUAUUUUGAUAUAUUUCAUAGUUGGAAAUAUUUAUGUAAAUGGUUUUCAACAAGCCUGAAAGUAAUUUCAAGAAUGUUUCAGUUAUAGGAGUAAAUUUGCACACAAAGCAUUUUAGGCACUUUCUAACGUUCUCAGUGGUGGGAAUUUAACUUUCAGGAUUUGUUGGAACCUUUUAUUAUCCUUCACGAUUUCAAUGCUUCUUCUAGUCGGAGAUGAUUCAGGGUUAUUUGAGGGAAAAAACCCAUAGUGCCUUGAUCUUCAUUCAGGUGAUGACUCACCACCUUGAGCUCGUCGUCUGGUGUCGGUAGCAGUGUUGAAACCUUGGCACCUUGGCCGCAGCGUGCGGCAGCGGCGGAUGCUCCUCCACCGGGCUCCUCCGGAGACAGCCGGGCUCUGCUGGGUGGGAGGCUCAGAGCGCUGGAGAUGGAGGCGACAGCCUGGCCGGUCACGCUCGCGCCUGCGGGCCCCAGGUGUGGUCCUCGCCCUGCAUCCCCCUCUCAAGCCGAGCUCGCAGCAGCUGUGUGCUCGGAGUGACUGGUGAUCCAACAGAGGAGGAGGGGUGGGCGCCGCUCGCCACCGAGGGUCGUGUCGCAGAUGGGAACCGAGAUGUCAUCUGGCAGUAUCGUAUUUUAAAGGUGAUGAAUUCCAACACAAGCUACAUAUAUUUUAAAAAGAGCAUUUUGUAGAUUUUGUACUUAAAAUGAAAUUUACAACUAUGAAACAGAAGAUUAAUGGAGAAUGCUUUGGACUAUGGAGACUGCUCAGAGGAAAGGACAGACAACAAGGUAGGAAAUCAGCGUUGACCUUAAAGACGGCGUGCAGUGAGCUGAGGUUUCGCGCAGUGAGAGCAGCCUCGCGCGGGCCUGUGGGAGUGCAGGGCCCUGCCCGGGGCCUCCCCGCUGUCCUUGUCUGCAGGAGGGCGCAGCCGGCCCGUGAAGUUGGGAACGGCCAUGCUGACAGGAAGACAACCAAAGAGCGCUGGCACCUACCCUCCUGGAAGCAGGCUGGCCAGCGGGGCGCCCAAGACAGGUGCUGCUGCUGUGCUCCGCGGCGCCGCAGGGGCUCUCCCCGUCGUACCCACGCCUUGCCCGACCGCCCACCGUUCCAUGGUGUCUGACCCCUCCCUCCUGGACCUACUGCAGGGCGCAGCCGAGGAAGCUGGCAGCCCCAUGCGAGGCCUGCCCGGGCCCCCGCCCGCCGCCGGCCCCGCUCACCACCUCCUGCCCCGGCCCCGGGAGCGUUUUCCUCUCCGCAGAUGACUGGGAAGAAAAGAUUGGCCUCUACGGUUCCUAGCACGCCCUUCCCCUGCGUGGAGUGCUGAGUGGGAGGGAGCAGCCGCUGCUGCCCGCGCCGUGGGCCGGGGCUGGGGCUGGCAGAGCCGCCUUCUGCAGCCUCCCCCUGUGCCACCCCCCCCAGACCUGUGCGCCCUCGCCUGUUCCCCAAUCAUUUCUGUAGCCAAAGUUGGUUGUUCAAAUCCCAAACCGAAGUCACGAGAAGAUACCAAAUAGACACCACCGUGCAGCUUCUAACAUCCUCUGCCUGGCUCCCGGCUCCCACAGGUGUUCGGUUUUUUUAGGAUGCGCUGCUCUGCUCUGGGCAGCACGUUUCCGCCAGUUGCUGCCCGGGGUGGUGCCAGCCCAGCAGGCAGGCCCUGGAAAUGCUGCGUGGUGGGGAGGGGGCAAGACUGCCGCUCCGGGGUGACAGAGUGCUGUUCUCUACUCACUUGAGUGUGGCUUAGGAAUGUACUAGAAAUACAAGGAUGCCAGUGGUUGCGUGUAGUUAGCGUGCUCGGUGUGGAAGCGUGCACACGGCCGCGCCCCAGGGGGUGGCAGCCUUGGCCGCAAAGCCUUAGCAGGGGACCCGGACCCUUGUCGCCCGCACACGGGGAGACUCCUUGUAGACUGGCUGUCAUAAAGCAUUUCCACUAGUUGAGAAGAAAUUGGGGAGCUGGGCGCAGACAGCACUGGACUUGUACCCCUCCUCUUCUGUUUCUCUGCUCAUUGCCAGUCUGAUGAACAUUUGUGUCGAACUCGUUCAAGUCUAGCCUGCCCAGCACGGCCCCGGGGUCUGUGUCGGGGCCGCAAACACUGGAUGCUGCUGUUGCUGAGGGCGCUGGCCGGGGCGUGGAGCCAAGGGGCAGCAGGCAGGGACGGUCAGGGUGGGCGGGCGAGCCUUGUACACGGAGCUUCUGAAGUAAUUGCAAAGGAAAAGAGUUGACUAUUUUUAUAGCAUAUUUAAUAUAUUUGUAUAUAACUAGAAGUACGGGGACCCCUCCUCCCCAGGCCCCCCUUUCCCCCGUCUCCCCCCGCUGUAGCACUCUAGAGCCGCCUCCACAUGGGUACCGUGCCUAUUGUCUGCCUACCAAAACAGUGCUGCUGUGUGAGACGGCGAGGGGCCGGCCUCGGCCGGGGGAGCCUUUCUGGAAGAGCACACGCCGAGGACGGGCCGCAGGCCGCACGCAUUCUGGGACGGAACAAGCACUUUAUUGCAAUGAUCCGUUUUGAUAGGGUUUUUCUGAGGUAUUAACCGCUUCUAAAGGAUCCCCAGCUCAUCACUUAGGUGGAGCUAGAAGCCGACCAUUUCUGAGAGGUGUCUGGGCCGUGAGCCACAGUGGGUCUGUGGCAGCGACUCGAGGAAGCCAAGUGAGCAUUCGGCUUGCGUUCGUCCACGUCAACACUAUCACCAGCCCCGGCCAUGGCCCGGGCCCCGGGCCCGGAGAGACCACUGAGCCGGUCUCUUCAGAGGGCUGGGAGCAGCACACGCGUGCACGUGUACAAGGACGUGCCCAGCUCACCUGCAGGCGGGAUUCCUGAGUGCGUCAGGUGUGCCCUGAAAUGUUGGCAUGUCAUUUCAGCGUUGCCAUUUGAAUUGCUCUUGUGAUAUUUUUGCACAAAAAGGACUGAAAAGAAAUAACUUUGGGUUGAAGGAAAAAAGUGGAAUCUGGUCUUAUUUUCCUGUCUCCUGUGGAACCACUGGGGAAGAGUUUUGUUGGUAUGGUUAUGAAUUCGGGAUAUUUAAAACAGUGUUGAACAGCUCACAAGAAAUGAAACAAAGUUGGGUAUUUAAAAAUUAAAAUCCGUGCUUUCCACGUGACUGUCUGCAGAGUCUUUGUCCCCUGCCGUUAACAGCGCCACCGCCGUUUCUCUGCAGUGAGACGCCGUCGUGGGCUCUGCGUAGCCGACCAUGGUUGGCUGCAGCUGCCCGUGGUUUCCCAGGGACGUGUUCUUUGGUAUGGCAGGGUGAAGUCAGCCCCAUCACCAGCAAACACCAAGGUGCUGCGCCGAGCGACAAUCAGCAUAGCGAGUACUUGUGCGCCAACUCUGAAGGGGCUGGAAGCAGCAGUCCUCUGGGUUUCUUGGAUAACAAUGGCUAAAUGUAUUUAUUUAUCUUUUUGUUCGGUUUGCUCAUCAGAGUGAUUUGAGUGUCAUAUUUUGUGGAGUGCGUUAUGUUUGCACUGUUACCCUCGGGGUGCAGUCCCCGGCCCCCAGCCUGACUGCUUGUGGGCAGUCCUGUAAGAACGGUGACUCCCUUCUGGUCUGCUCCUGACGGCCCCAACCUUUAUCUCCUUCACCUGCUGCCUUGUGUAUCUGUAGGGUUACUUCCCCAACACAGCCAAAGGUGUGCCCCUGCCCUAUGGUGCUGACUCCAGGAGACGCUAGUUAAGCGGUCCUCGCCGUGCUGAAGUCCUUAAACACAGGUGAACACUGUCCACGCUGAGGACUGCGGACACAACACGUCUGCUCUCUCCACCUAUUCAGAAACAAAGCAAGCCUCUGACCACAGCACCGUCCAGCGCAGCAGUGCGUGGCCACGCACGCCCCUCCUUGCCCACAGGCAGGGCUUGUGCAAGCUAGGGCAGCUCCCGGGGACCCCUAAGGGAUGGUCACUAGAGCAGCUUGGCCACAGGUCGAGUCAGUGAUAGAGAAAGAAUGAGCGCAGAGGGUUGAGUCGCUGCUCGAUUGCUGAGGGACACUGACGCUGCUGUGACGGUGCUUGUGUGUGUGUGUGUGUGUGUGUGUGUGUGAAGUUGGGCUGUACGGUACACGUUCUCUGCUGGCAAUGGUUGUACCAGUACGAAGUUAAAAUGCAGGAAAAGCCGUUAUCUUCAUAUUGCUGUACUACACAAACAGACAAUCAUUUUCAAGCAAAAA